AUGAUGUCAGCUUCCAAAGUGUCAACUACGCCUGUUACCAUGACAAGAGUCUCAACAUCUGAAACCUCAGGGACAGCCUCCUGUCCUAGUACCAAGACAACUGAGCCAACCACAUCUGUGUUCACAUUUGCAGAGCCAAUCUCUGUAAAGUCGGAGCUCAGUGAAAGGUAUAAAUAUGGAGUGCUCCUUGACCGUUUAGGAGGUAAACCACUCACCCUCGCUACCAGUUUUCUCCGUCAUCCCACACCUUACACCAAGGCUGUUGAAGCAUUGAAGGAGAAUUAUGGGCAAUAUCAUAACCUAGCUAGAGGCGAGAUCAAUCGCAUAUUGACUCUCCCCACUAUCAAACCUGGUGAUUACGAAGCUUUUGACAACUUCGCCUUAUCAAUUCAGUCCCUUGUCGGAUUGUUGACAUCUGUAGAUGGUAAUGACUGCUAUGAGCUGAAAACUGCCUCACAUGUUGACACACUUCUUAAGAAGUUGCCAGGCUCCUUACGUGACAACUUUGUCGAGUACUGUUUGAAUAAAGGGGUGAUCAGUAAUACCAAAAACUAUGAUCUUGUAUCCUUUUCACAGUGGUUGAAUGUCAAGUCAAGGGCAAGAAGGAUUGCAGCUCAUGCAGUUGCCGACAAGACAAACACCACUAAGUCAGAUUCAAAAACAAAACAAGCUACAGCUAUGCUCAACACACCUACCGGGUACAAAACUCCGAGUACGUCUUACCAAUCUUACUGUGCCUAUUGUAACAGCAAGGACCAUCACGUGAAUGCAUGUGAAAGUUUCCACAAGUUGGAAACAAGGGAUGUACUUCAAUGGAUAAAGGACAAAAACAGGUGCAUCCGUUGUGGCAGAAAUCAUAAAGAGCAAGACUGCAACCUUAAGAAACCAUGCCGAGAGUGCAAAGGUCGACAUCUAACCAUACUUCAUGCUAUCAAUAAACUGAACAAUAUUACUGUGAAGAAGACAACUUCAUUCUAUCUAGACAAUCCCAACAAUGUGAUGUUGAAAAUUGUUCCUGUAACAUUACAUGGCAAAUGUGACAUUGAAACUUUUGCCUUGCUGGAUGAUGGGUCAAUGCGAAGCAUGAUCUUGUCAUCUGCGGUGAAUGACCUUGAACUGUCAAUAAAACCUGACUCCAUAUUGUUGACAACGAUCCAAUCUGAACCUUUUCCUUGUGAUGGUCAUAGAGUGAACCUCUCUAUUUCAUCCCCCUUUGAUCCAGAUACAAAGCAUGAAAUCAAAAAUGUGUUCACCUCUGAACAAAUGAACCUGUCCAACUAUACAUAUCCUGUCAAAGACAUUCAGGAAAUAUAUCCUCACCUAAAGAACCUGCCUCUACCAGCCAUCAGUGAUGCCAAGCCUCUAAUCUUGAUAGGAUCAGAUAAUGCUGACUUGAUAUUGCCCUUGCAACCAGUCAGAGCUGGACCUCAAGGAACUCCAGUGGCCAUCUACACAAGACUAGGGUGGUCACUGCAGGGACCAUGUGCCUUUGAACCUAACAGAAAGCAACACUGCUUCCUGACUCGAACUUUACACGAACCUCAACUCCAGAUCACUGAUGAUGUUGAGAGGCUAUGGAAGAUCGACAUCUUGCCAUACACCACAAAACAGGUGACUCGAUCCAAGCUAGACCAUUUUGCCUUCAAAACCCUUGAGGACAAAACCGUCAAAGUGACAGUAGAUAGUGAAAUCCACUUCGCCACUCCUCUUUUCAGAAUACCUGACAAGACUGUACUCAAAACAGGUAAAGAGUCUGUGUUAGAGAACAUGAGAAGAACUGAGAGAAGACUCAGCAAGCAUCCUGACAUAGCAUCCAUACACAAUGAGAAAAUCCAAGAACUUGUUGUCAAGGGAUAUGUCAAAUUGAUAAGUGAAGAAGAAGCAUCUUCAACACCAGAGUCCUGGUUUAUCCCACAUCACGUUAUCGCACAACAUGGUAAACACAGACUGGUAUUCAAUUGCUCAUACGAAUAUCAGAAACUUUCACUGAAUAAGCAGUUACUUCCAGGACCGACACUAGGUGCCUCCUUACUCGGGGUGUUUUUGAGAUUUCGCCAACAUAUCAUAGCUGUGUCAGGAGACAUCAAAGCUAUGUUUCAUCAGAUUCGACUGUUGCCUGAAGACAGAAACCUGCUUCGUUUCAUUUGGAGGGAAAUGGAUACAGAGAGGGAUGUCUCAAUAUAUGAAUGGCAAGUAUUACCAUUCGGUACAACUUGUUCACCAUGUUGUGCCACAUAUGCAAUUCAGAGACUGGGCACAGAAAACAAAGAGGAAUAUCCUGAUGUGCACCAAGCAGUUAAAGAUUCCUUCUAUGUUGACAACUGCUUGUCUGGAUUCCCUUCAGUUGAUAAGGCCAGGGAGUUCAUCAGUAGACUACGUCAUGUUAUGAAGUCUGGUGGAUUCAAUAUCCGACAGUGGAUAAGCAAUGAUCCUGACGUUGUUAAGGACUUGCCCAGUGAAGCCAGAUCUGAAACUUGUGAAUUGUGGCUCAUGCAAGGCAACACUGAACCACACGAAGGAACUCUUGGCCUUCAAUGGCAAUGUGAAAAGGAUCGUAUCACUUACAAGUACAGACCCAUUGCAUAUUCUACUCUGACACUGAAUGUAGUAUAUAGGAUACUAGCAAGUCAGUACGAUCCUCUUGGAUUCCUCACACCUUAUCUAGCAAGAGCCAAAGUCAUCGUUCAGCAACUGUGGCAACACAAACCUCAGUGGGGAGAACCACUUCCAGAAUGUGAACUUCUCACAGAAUGGCAUCUGUGGGAAUCUGAACUGAAACUUAUGAACCAAGUCUCACUUCCAAGAUGCAUUGAUCCACCUGAACCAGUCAAUCAGAGACAGUUACAUAUUUUCUGUGAUGCAUCAGAAAAAGUAUAUGGUUCUGUCGCAUACCUCAAGUCAGAGACCAAUGAUGGAUCAUCUCAUGUCUCCUUUGUUGCAGCACGAAGCAGAGUAGCUCCUAAGAAAGCCCUCUCAAUGCCCCGCCUUGAACUGUUAGCUGCUCUAACAGGAGCCCAGCUUGCCAGCACACUCACCAGUGAAAUGACCAUUGACAUUCACAAAGUGAUCAUGUGGAGUGACUCAACAACUGUCCUAGCAUGGUUGACGUCCCAAUCAUGUCGCUACAAAGUGUUUGUGGGAACUCGAGUAGCAGAAAUUCAAACACUUACUGAAUAUCAUGACUGGAGAUAUAUCCCGUCAGAGGAAAACCCGGCUGAUGAUAUCACCAGAGGAAAGACACUGCAGGACUUGUGUGCAGAGACAAGAUGGAGAAAUGGCCCAGCAUUUCUAAACCUUUCAGAUACUGAAUGGCCUCUCAGUAAUGCAAAACCAAAACCUGAAACUGAUCCCUGUAGUGUUGAACUAAAGAAAGCCUUCUGCAGUCACAUCACAGUUCAACCCAAAGCUGAUACAUCUCUACAUCGAUCAUGGGAAAAACUCCUUGAUGCCACAAUCAAUACUAUCGAGGAUCCCGAUGGGGCGGCCUCCAUCAAUGUUACUGAUGUUGAGAAAGCUGAACUACAAUUGUAUCGCCAAGCUCAGGAAGAAUGCUUUCCAGAUGAAAUGAAAGCAUUAUCCAAAGGUCUGAGAAUAGCAUCUAACAGCAGGCUCUCGCAACUCAGUCCAGAAAAUAUGACUCUGACCUCCACCACUAUGGUGCUGAAAGACUACACGGUGAAAUCAGAAGAAAAUUCUGGAUUCUUCGAGGCCGUGAAGCUGUUAAAAAACAUCAGAGACAAUGCCAUGAUUGUCAGAAAGGGAGAGCAAAUCCAGUGA
Molecule: messenger RNA, 3777 nt
Organism: Haliotis rufescens (red abalone)
Lineage: Eukaryota; Metazoa; Mollusca; Gastropoda; Lepetellida; Haliotidae
Exons: 4
Coding region: 1-3777 (1258 amino acids)
Source: RefSeq, a predicted model, not a curated record